AUCAGAUAGUCGACAGCUCCAUCUCUGGUGGGAAAUUACGUUUGGGAAGAGGGUAGAACAGCGAAAUAUACGGACUACGGUGGCGUUGUAGCCUUUGUUGUCGUUUGCUUCUUUAAUUUUCAUUUUUGGACCCAUGGUUACUUGUUUGUUUCGAGGUGAAGAACGCAUAUUUCCCCCGUGAUGCUAUGUAAACAAUGAUUGCCGUCUGUGCGCUACCGUAAUUUAUGCCAUCAAUGAGGGGGAAAUGGACUGAACGCAAGCUGGUUACUUUCUCUACCGCCAAGGCACCGCUCCAUGCAGGGACAGAAUAAACACAUUUAGUUGUAAAUGAAAGUUUUAUAUAACAUUGUAGAUGACAGCUCUUAUUUUCUGAAUAUAUUUUUUCCGUCUCCGAAUCGUUUUCACCAUCUGGUUUUUGGUUGCUUGGACGUUGCACUGUCUCCGGGAAAUAAGGAUUUUUUUUAUAUGAGGAAGCUAUUUAUUACAGAGAUACCAAAAAGAAAGAGGCCUUUCCGUUUUCAAGGCCGGAUUUGAGUUCAAUAGGGGAAAAUGGUAAACAACCCAAAUGGAUAAAAUAUGGAUAUCAUGGGACUUAUUGGAACAUAAUAUUAGAGGAGUGGGAUUGCUUUCGAUAACGUUUCGUGCAAGUUUGAAGUGUCAAAAAAAGAGAACAGCCCAUUGUAGUCACAAUCACUAAAUCUAUUUGACUCAAAUUAAGGGAAGGGGUACUGUUGUUGUAAUUGGCACAUUUGCAGUUGUGCCAACAGCAUAUAUGCACAUUUUUUUUAUUACAUGAUUUGUAUGUUGCUUUUUUAUUGCAAUUUGAGCUGGACCGAGCUUUGACUGUUCAAUGGAAGUAUGUUAUCAGUUACCGGUUUUGCCUCUAGACAGGCCGGUUCCUAAACAUGUUCUCAGCCGUAGGGGAGCCAUCAGCUUCAGCUCCAGCUCGUCUCUUUUUGGUGGACCUGCCCCAAGACAGCUGUCCAAGAGACGAGGGGCGAUCUCCUAUGACAGUGAGGAUCAAACGGCUCUCUACAUUCGGAUGCUCGGAGAUGUGAGAGUCAGAAGCCAGGUGGGGUUUGAACCAGAGCGAAGAGGGUCUCAUCCCUACUUGUAUGUCGAUUUCCGAACUUUGCACUCCCGACCUGAGGCUGCGCGGCCUGUGUCUGCCAGGAAUGUCCGAAGGCUGCUGAGCUUUCAGAGGUACCUCCACUCGUCACGGUUCUUUCACGGCAUCCCAGCCUCCAACCCUCUAGGCUACAUCCUUGACGAUGACUUCACAGGUCAAGCCAAGUUAAUGCUGCAGAAGGUUGGAAACUGGAACUUUGAUAUUUUCCUGUUUGACAGACUUACGAACGGGAACAGCCUCGUCAACCUGACCUUUCACUUAUUCAACACGUAUGGGUUAAUUGAGCUCUUCCAGUUGGACAUGGUUAAACUUAGGAGAUUUUUAGUCAUGAUUCAAGAGGACUACCACUGCCAGAACCCCUACCACAAUGCAGUCCACGCUGCAGAUGUGACUCAGGCCAUGUAUUGCUACUUGCAGGAGCCCAAGCUUGCUGAGACGCUGACCUCCUGUGAUAUCCUGCUGGGUCUGCUUGCUGCUGCCACCCAUGAUCUGGACCAUCCAGGUGUCAACCAGCCUUUCCUCAUCAAAACGGACCAUUACCUUGCAGCACUGUACAAGAAUAGCUCAGUUUUGGAGAAUCACCACUGGAAGUCUGCGGUGGGCCUGCUCCGUGAAUCAGACCUGCUGUCCCACCUCCCCACUGAAGACAGAUUGAACAUGGAGGAGAGGCUUGGAUCCCUGAUUCUGGCUACGGACAUCAGCAGGCAGAAUGACUAUCUUUCAGAGUUCAGGACACACUUGGACAAGGGAGAGCUCUGCCUCACUAACGGAGGACAUCGACACUUUAUCCUUCAGAUGGCUCUGAAGUGUGCGGACAUCUGCAACCCCUGCCGCCCGUGGAAACUCAGCAAACAGUGGAGCGAGAAAGUGACGGAGGAGUUCUUCCACCAAGGUGACAUUGAGCGGAAACAUAAUCUUGAAGUAACCCCACUCUGUGACAGGCAAUCCAACUCGGUUGCCAAUAUACAGAUUGGCUUCAUGGCGUACGUGGUAGAGCCUCUCUUUGUGGAAUGGUCACGCUUCUCUGACACACGGCUGUCCAUGACCAUGAUGAGCCACCUGAGCCUGAACAAGCAAGGCUGGAAGGAGGGGAAGGACAAGCAGGAGGCUAGCUCUAGUAGGGUCUCAGAGGAACAGAGGACUCCUGCCACCAAAGACUCAAACUCCAAAGUAUUACCUCAGGGAAGCAAAGGGUCAUGACAUGCCAAGCAUGACUGGCGCCCACGGUGAGGUGAGAAAGAGUGAAAUUUGUAAGUCGCUCUGGAUAAGAGCGUCUGCUAAAUGACUUAAAUGUAAAUGUAAACGAAUCUCCGCAUCCGACAGAAACUACAUUACCCAGCACUCCCUGCACCACAGCAACUCAGCCACACGCUCCACAUCUAGGUUAACCACUGUUUUUGUUUUUUAUGUAAUUUAACUUAAUUUAUUGAAUUUGGACCCUUUACUUUAACAUAGAGCAAUACAUAUAUACCUCAUGUUGCUUCUGCUGUAUGUAUUUUUAUUUAAUUUUGUACUGUAGUUCUGCUCUGACAUCACUAAUUUGACACAUCACCCUUUUAACAGAGACCUGAAGGGAAUGUUUUCAACAAGACCCUUCUGAUUUAAAGUGCCAUUUGCAAACAUUUUGUUCAUGUUUUUAAAGUGAGGAAACCUUGUAUUCAAAGAGAGGUUCAUGUUGAAUGAAUGAGACAAGCUUCUGUUUGUUGCUGCAUUUCAGACUAAUAGUAAUACUUCCUCGUACGAGAAAUGUGACGAGCCCACUUCACUGCUGCCUCUGAAGACUGUUUACAAGCGUCUUUUGUGCUGCAUUUCACAAAUUAAACAUUGGUUCUGUAAAAAAAAGUUCAUACUGUAUGUGAAUAACCACUCACAUGAAGUACUUGUCCUGUUGACAACACACUGAACAAACAUCUGAUUGCAGAACAACACAAAUGCCCUAAAAGGACUGUUUUGGUCUGUUCGUUGCUCCUUGCACUGUGAACUAUAACAGGUUUUAUGACCCAAUAGUCAGUCAGCUCAGAGACUACUUAUGUGAAAAAAGUCCAUUGGAUGUGGUAUGAAAUCAAUGUAUUUCUUUACUGAUAUGGUGUACAGUGUUGGGGAUUUAACCGUAGCCUAAUAACAAUGUUUUGUAAUAGGGAAACAGGGCAUGCGUGUGGCCUUAACCAUAGAAAUACAAUCUAGAUUCUAUUUUUAUGGCAUUAACAUUCUUUCAACACUUGAAUAACCACUCUUCCAUACUAGUAACGGAUGACCUGAGUUGAGGGUAUAAACAGCAUGACUACUUAUUAAAGUUGAUAUUAGGUGGUCUGCCUCUGGUAGGGCUGUGCCAUGAUCUACAAUGUUAUUUUAGAGAGUCGAAGCCCUUUCUAGAAUGCAAACAGACAACUUUUAAGACUGGCAACAGAUACCUUUAAACUAUGCACAAAACUAAGUGACCAAACCAGUUUUUUUUUUUUUUUUUUGAUCGUCUUCUCUCAAUGCAUUGUCCGACUGUUUUCCUCUGGUGUGAAAAGGAAAUGACUUGGCAUUUGUAGAUUGGACAGUGAUCCAGUCAUAAAAUAAAACAUUCCAUAUUUAAUUUAUUUUUGGUAUUGUUUUUUGAUUCUGUACACAAGACACGAUUGUGUAUCUGGUUGGACUUUCAGUAUAUCGAAUGAAAACCGGUGCUUUUCAUAUUAUGGCAAAAAUGUGUAUUUUCUGGUUACUAUUGCAAGACUGUUUGAUAAAACUUUUUACCAUUUUGAUGUAAGUCAUUUUUGGGUAGGAACUUGCAUGGCAAACUAUUUUGUGAAAAGCUUUGCCAAAUUGAUAUUUUGAUACCUGCCAGUUGCAGUUACAUUUUCAUUAAUAAAACAACUUGUCACACUUA
Molecule: messenger RNA, 4001 nt
Organism: Salmo salar (Atlantic salmon)
Lineage: Eukaryota; Metazoa; Chordata; Actinopteri; Salmoniformes; Salmonidae
Product: high affinity 3',5'-cyclic-AMP phosphodiesterase 7A
Biological process (GO): signal transduction
Molecular function (GO): 3',5'-cyclic-nucleotide phosphodiesterase activity
Source: RefSeq, a predicted model, not a curated record